This is a messenger RNA of Ascoidea rubescens DSM 1968, 780 nucleotides long. RefSeq lists its product as uncharacterized. Lineage: Eukaryota; Fungi; Ascomycota; Saccharomycetes; Ascoideales; Ascoideaceae. The transcript has a single exon. Gene Ontology annotation, cellular component: Mis6-Sim4 complex. The record is from RefSeq and is a predicted model, not a curated record. Bases 1 to 780 code for a protein of 259 amino acids.
AUGGAUAAAACUUACAUAUCCAUUUUGAUGUUUAUUCAAACACAAAUCAAGAUCAUUUCCAAACCGAUAAAGCCAUCCCCUGAGCUUUUACACCAAUUAUCCACUAUUCAAGUAAACCCACCAUCACCCUUAAUUACCAGAAAAAAAUCAUCUAAAAAUCAUCUAAAAAUCACUUCAAAGCUCUCAGAACUCGAAUUGAAGAAAAUAUUAUUAAAACUAAACAGGUCCCUUCAGAAAAAUUAUAAAUAUGUCUUUUUGAAACAAGCAAAUCAUCAAAUUUCUUUACAAAUCCUAAAUUUUCAAAGAUUAACUCAAUUAUCAUCUAUUAAAUUCUUGUCAAGUUCGCUAAAUUUCAUGAAUAACAAUUUAGAUAAUCUUUUAAAUCUCAAUAACCAAAAUUUUAAAAAUAUAUUGUUGAUUCUCAAAAAUUUACCCAACCCAAUUUACUUGUCCUCUAAUAAAUUAUUCUCAAAGACCUCACUUGCUUUGUACAAAAAGUUAAGACUAUCUAUGAACUUAAAACGAAUAAAAUUAAUUCAACUAUUACAAAAAUUACAAUUUUAUAAAAAUCUAAUACAACUAGUUAAAGAUAACUUUAAUUCCUUUUCUUCAAAUAUGAAUGGACUCUCAGGUCUUCAAAAUCUACAAAAUAAUUUGAUUACUUCACAAAGCACUUUAUCCAAUGAAAUAUCAAAAUUGAGAAUCACUUUGUCACAAUUAUUGCCAAAGUUGAAUGAAAAAAUUAUUAAUUUUAAAAUAGAUGAAUUAAAUGGUAUAUAA